Messenger RNA from Medioppia subpectinata, 489 nucleotides. NCBI's taxonomy places the organism in Eukaryota, Metazoa, Arthropoda, Arachnida, Sarcoptiformes, Oppiidae. The record is from the annotation of a GenBank genome assembly.
UAUUACGACUCGUGGGUCGAGAGGGACGAAGAGUGUCGGCAACGGUUCACGCGUUACCUAAACACCCAAAGACCGGACAUUCAACGCCUGUUCGCACAUCAGUUCGCGUUCGCAAACUUUGCCGUACAUUACGUUCAGCAGGAGUUGUGCUCAUUCUCGCUCCGGGAGGCUAUCGAUCGUAUAUUAACACAUUUUCAAUUAGACCAUGGCCAAUUACUGCCACCCGUAGGCUAUUACAUUAUGGCCGAGUUGUUGUACGAUCUACUUGUAGCUAUUGAUUAUGCUGGUACAUUUGUCAAGUUGGGUGGUUUUGGUUUGGCUACAGAGCACAUAAGUGAUGAUCAAUCUCAUACUCAGUGCUCGGGUGUAGACGAGUAUUUGGCGCCUGAGGUCCGUCAGGGGCGCCGAUACGACACAAAGUGCGAUAUGUAUAGUUUGGGCGUUACUGUUCAGCAUAUGUUUAACUUUGAUGCCAACACUUUGUUGUGA